This is a messenger RNA of Cylindrotheca closterium, 957 nucleotides long. NCBI's taxonomy places the organism in Eukaryota, Bacillariophyta, Bacillariophyceae, Bacillariales, Bacillariaceae. The record is from the annotation of a GenBank genome assembly.
AUGGAAGACUUGUUUGAAUUAUUCAUCGAGGCUGCUGAAGGAGGCAACAGUUCCCGCAUCGCUGAAUUUCUGGACAGUGGGGACAUUGAUGUCAAUUACGACAGCCAUGGGUUACAUGAAGGAGGAACUGCAUUCAAUGUGGCAUGUGACAAUGGUCAUUUACAGGUCGCGCGGUUGUUGUUGGCUCGAGGUGCCGAUAUCAACGCAAAAGGCUCCUCAGGAAAUACGGCGUUGCAUUCGGCAUGUGAAAACGGUGCACGUGACCUUGCGCGUUUUUUGCUACUUCGAGGUGCCGCUCUGGAAGCAAAGAAUUAUGAUGGGUUGACGCCAUUUCAUUUGGCAUUUUCAAAUGGUCGUUUAAAAAUGGCCCAACUUUUGUUAGACAGCGGUGCCGAUGUGAACACUAAGGAUAACGAGGGCAAUACACCAUUGCAUUCUACAUGUGAAGAUUCUGCACCGAAGAGUGCUGAGUUUUUAUUGCGUCAAGGCGCUUCUCUGGAAGAAAAGAAUAGUGACGGAUAUACGCCAUUGUUAUUCGCCUGUUUCAACAGUGAUUCCGCCGUCUCCCAAGUCCUUUUAGAUGGAGGUGCAGAUAUGAACACCACGGACGGUGAGGGCGGUACACCAUUGCAUUAUGCAUGCAGCAGUAAGCGUCCUGAUGUUGCCCAGCUGUUAUUGGAUCGAGGUGCGGAUAUGAAUGCAACAAAUGACAAAGAUCAGACUUCACUGCAUUGGGCAUGUAUGGAUGGCUAUCCAGAGGUCGUAAGCCUCCUAUUGGAUCGAGGUGUGGAUGUGGAGGCAAUGACGAAUACCAAAAUGACAGCACUGGAACUUGCAUGCUCCAAGAAUCAUUUCCAGGUCGUCUGGUUGCUGCUUUCUCGACACCCAUGGCUGGUUCUGGGUCGACAAAGCAUCGUCGAAGUACAGAAAAAGCCGAAGAAGCAACGGAUGUGUUAA